Molecule: messenger RNA, 576 nt
Organism: Capronia coronata CBS 617.96
Lineage: Eukaryota; Fungi; Ascomycota; Eurotiomycetes; Chaetothyriales; Herpotrichiellaceae
Exons: 2
Coding region: 1-576 (191 amino acids)
Biological process (GO): protein transport; vesicle-mediated transport
Cellular component (GO): intracellular membrane-bounded organelle
Source: RefSeq, a predicted model, not a curated record
AUGAUCAACGCUGUUCUUGUGUUCAAUAACAAUGGCCAACCCAGGUUAACCAAGUUCUAUUCCCAGCUGGACACAGCAACGCAGCAGUCAUUGCUCUCCCAGAUAUUCACUCUUGUAUCGGCUCGACCGGCCUCUGCCUGCAAUUUCCUCCCUCUUCCUCCUCUACUGGCCCCGGCAGCCAGCAGUGCCUCUCCCGAUGCUCCGACUCAGAUCACCUACCGCCAUUACGCGACCUUGUACUUCAUUCUGAUCUCGACCUCCACAGAGUCGCCGUUGGCCCUGCUCGAUUUCAUCCAAGUCUUUGUCGAGGCGCUUGACAGGCUCUUCGAGAACGUGUGUGAGUUGGACCUGAUUUUCGGCUUCGAGACCCUCCAUGCAGUUCUGAGCGAGAUGGUCGUCGGAGGCGUCGUGGUCGAAACAAGCCUCGAAAAGAUUGUCGAUGGAGUCAAGACGAGCGAAGGCACGAAAGUCAAACGGAGGGCUGUCAAUUCGCGCGACUCGGGGAGCUCUAUUGGCAGAGGCACCGGUUUCGCUGGCUUGGGUUGGGCUACUGGCACAGGAAGCAGCUGGAGAUGA